This is a messenger RNA of Bicyclus anynana (squinting bush brown), 2939 nucleotides long. RefSeq lists its product as uncharacterized. Lineage: Eukaryota; Metazoa; Arthropoda; Insecta; Lepidoptera; Nymphalidae. The record is from RefSeq and is a predicted model, not a curated record. The transcript is spliced from 4 exons. Bases 156 to 1865 code for a protein of 569 amino acids.
CUCGAGCCGGCGCGCGCGCAUCGUCGCGCUCGGAAACCAAUCUUAAACCGCACGUGUACGCCGAUUUCGAUUUUUAUCUGUGGGAACGUUGCAUUAACUGUGAGAACUGUGACCUUGUGUGUGUUGCUUUGAAUUCGGAAGCUUUUACGUUCACGAUGCGGCAGAAACGGAGUCUCGUUAUAGGAAUUCUUCUAGUAUUACAUAUGAGCGGAACGUUGAGCGAACAGACGUCCAACGAAAGCGGCGGUGGCGGUGGGCCGAGUUCAGAUACGAACAGCGUGGCAGAGUCAUCCAGCGACCAACUAGCAAUGGAGUCAUCGGAGAGGGAAACACCAAGUCAUGCUUACAAUGGUCCACCACCUCCAGUACCGCCGCCUCACAAUAGGAGACAAAAUCCGCAACACCAUCAGCCACACCAUCCCAUAGGUAUGCCUCGGAUUCCUAAUCAUCAUCAAAUUCACUCGAAGCCUUUCGCCCUUGGACCGCCUGUCAAUCACCACAAAAACGAACUCGGACCCGGAUUCCGUGGACCUCCACCGCCUCAAGCACCUCCAACUGAUGCUCAAACUGCGGCCAGCGACAAGGUUUUCAGCACCACAGGAGAUGUCUGGCCAGCCCCAGCACCUGACAUGCCCAAGAUUCUCUCACUCGAUGUCAAGUGUGAAAAGAAUGCAAUGAGAGUCUUUCUCAGUUUCGACAAACCAUUCUUCGGUAUCGUCUUCUCAAAAGGACAUUAUUCAAAUCACCAAUGCGUCCAUCUUCCACCUAAUCUAGGCAGGACAUCAGCUUCGUUUGAAAUCGGUGCACACGCUUGUGGAACUGCGGGCAGUGGAGACCCACGGUAUCGAGGCGACGUUGCUGCAGCCGGAACUUAUUUUGAAAAUGUAAUAGUAAUUCAAUAUGAUCCCCAAGUUCAAGAGGUAUGGGAUCAAGCACGAAAAUUGCGCUGCACGUGGCACGAUCAGUACGAAAAAGCAGUUACAUUCCGACCUUUCCCAGUAGACAUGUUAGAUGUAGUAAGAGCCGAUUUCGCCGGCGACAAUGUUGGUUGCUGGAUGCAAAUCCAGGUCGGAAAAGGACCUUGGGCAUCUGAAGUAUCGGGACUCGUCAAGAUUGGACAAACAAUGACUAUGGUAUUAGCGAUCAAAGAUGACGAUGCGAAAUUCGAUAUGUUAGUUCGUGACUGUGUAGCUCAUGAUGGUCAACGCGCUCCUAUACAAUUAGUCGAUAGGCGAGGCUGUGUAACAAGACCUAAACUCAUGUCAAGGUUUACGAAGAUCAAAAACUUUGGAGCUAGCGCAUCAGUACUUUCAUAUGCUCACUUCCAGGCAUUCAAGUUCCCUGAUUCAAUGGAAGUGCAUUUCCAAUGUACAAUUCAGAUUUGCAGAUAUCAUUGUCCCGACCAGUGCUCCGACGGCGGUCAUAACGUAAUUGCUCCGCAUGCUGAAUAUGGACCACCUCAAAUCGAUCAUCAAUCAUAUCCAGUUGGUGUAGAAAUAAGGAGAGAUGAACGCAGAGUGAGAAGGCAACGACGGGCUACUUCGCCCGAAAAAGAAGUCGGCGUAAACAGAGUUAUUCGAGUAGUGUCUGCUGGUGAUCUCAAUCUAGAUUCCGCGGAAGAAAGUAUGGCGCCGAAAAUUGUACCUACACCAGGCCUUGUUUGUAUGACAACUCCAGGAUUUGCUGCAACACUUGGAGCUCUCCUGAUCACAUUAAUAUGCUCAUCUGCGAUCUCUGCAGUAUUAUUUUUCAAACUGCGUCCUAUAUCAAAAUUGAAGAAGAAAACCGCCGUUGUUUCUACGAUACCGAGGCCGCACCCGACGACAGGACCGCACGUUAUUUCAAAAAGUCGAUUUUACUCGUAACAUUUUGACAAAUCUAUUUUAAUAAAAUUUGUAAAUAGUAGUGUAAUGAGACUGAAGUAGGACCAUGCCAAUACAUUAUUUAUUAAUGUGCUCAAAUAAUUUAUACAAUUGGAAAUCGUUUAGUUUAUUUCUCUUAUAAAUUUAAUAAAAACGAAUUAAUGAAAACAAAUAAAGAGUGAAAUAUAAACUCAAGCCAUUAUGAGACUUCAGUUAAGUUCGUAUAUAUAGUUAAUGAUAAAAAUGCAUUUAUAAUGUUGAUGCAGUUGAUUUCAAUGAAUGGAUCAAAAAGUAGGAGUAGGUAAUUGCACAAAAGAAUAACAAAAUGCAUUUUGCGACUCCAUAAUGAAAAUUUAACGUAGACAUGACUUCUGUAACCUUAUUUCAGAAAAAUAUAAAAGCAAGAAACUUCUGGACUGAAUCUCCAAAAAGUUUAACAAAAUCAUCCGAAAUUAAUACUUUUGAUAAAAUCGCUUCAGCCCAUAUAUGUAAAUGUACCUAAACAAAUUGUUGACUUUGUGCAGUUACCGCUAAUUGAUUGAAAUGGUUAUGGAAACGGACAAAAGUUUUGACAAACCCAAAUGUAGUAUUAAAACGUCAUAAGUACAAUCUUCUGUUACCUCUUUUCGAAUGUGCUUUUGAUACAGGGGCAACGGAAAAUCGAAUACGUGGUAUAGCAUCAUUUAGGUAAACCGCUAGAAAUAGUUUAAAGUAACUUGUCAUUAGUAUUAAUAUUAUUUAUUUUAGUUAAGUUAUUGUUAUAGUCAUUAUUUAUUUAUUAGCUGUUACUAUUUAUUUUUACCACCUGAGUACCUCUUCUUCUUUAUUGUUUUAUUUUAUUUUUGUUGUCUUGUUUUACUUUUGAUAAUAUAGUUCUACGAGAUGUUGAAGAUAGUUGUCAAGUUUUAUGGACACCUCAUUGUAAACAUGUUUCAAAAUUUUCGCGUUAAUUUUAGGGAAUAAUAUCACCAACAAAAUAUGUAAUAUUGAAUUAUAUCUAAACAAUUUGAGAUAAUAAGCCAAUUUUAUUUACCUGACCUAUCCAAAAAGUGCCCAAUAAAGUUGAAAAUUUCAUCA